AUGGUUGCUCUCAACUCAGUAAUUCGUGAGAACGUUAAAGAAAUGGAAGAAAAAGAUGGCACCAAAGAGGAGAGUAACAGUGAUGUAAUACAACAUAAAGAAAACGGGGACACUGCCCCCGUAAUAGAACCAGGCGUCCAAAAGGUACAAGCUUCAUCUAAACAGUUUGUAGAUCAAGAUACACAGUCUGAUAGCAAAGUUAGCAUUUUCAGACGAAAAGAAUUCACAGACCAAAGUGAUCAAACACACACUCCUCCUACCUAUGGAACCACUAGUAUAGACUCUUUCAGAAAACAAUCCAGAAAUAGUCAGCAUUUUGAAACUCAGGAACAACAAUUCCCAGGCCAGGAAUCCCGCCGCAAUAGUCAGAAGGUAUCUGGACAGGAAUACCACCACAGCACUCAUGUCUCAGACCAGGAAUCCUGGCAUAGUCAGCAACUCUCGGGGCAAGAAUCACGUCGUGGCAGUCAAGUGCUACCUGGCCAGGAAUCCCGUCGCAGUAGUCAGCAUAGUCAACAUCUCCCAUGUCAAGAAUCUCGGCGAAGCAGUCAUGGUAGUCAGAAGUCUUCUAGAACACAACCUAUGAAUGAAGCAGAAACAAAGGAACAUCCAACGUGGGUCAGUCAAAGGACAGGGAAAGUGAUGAAAUGUGAAAGCCAGCAGACAAGUAGAGUUUGGGAGUUCAAGCCACUUGCCGAAAUUCUUCAACCUUUUAAUCAAGUAGUUCAUAAAAGCAGAAGUAUAAAGAAAUCAGCUGCUCACGUUUCUUCUCAGCUUGUAGGGCAAGAAGCAAAGAUCAGCGGCCAAGAGCCAAGAAGUCAGGCUUCACAACAGGGUACCGAACAACCAAAAGAGGUUGUGUCUUGGAUUAGCAAAAAAGGAAAGUUAGUAAAAUGCACAAGUCAGCAGACAAGCAAAAUCUGGGAACGUAAACCCCUUGCAGAAAUCCUUUCUAAACAACAGGCACAGAGCAUCAGAGAUUCUAAAGAAAAAGCGAUCACAGGAGAGACGGUUCUUCCCAAGGGGCCAGAAAAAGAACUGGCAGAAAUAGCUAAGACACAGCUUAUCAGGCAGGAAAGCCAAAAAUCCCAGCAAGGCAGUCAGGAAUUAAAAGGAAAGGAAUCUCAAGAUGACAGACAAAUAAAAGAUUUGAUAGCUGCAGCUGGAAAAAUGGCAGAUAUAACACUACAGACUGACAGCGGUGUGAGCAUUUUCAGACGUAAAGAACUGAUGGACCAAAAUGAACAAACAGGUCUCUCUUCUGGCAGUUCAACAAGCAGCAGAGGAUCUAUGCAAAAAUUUCUACAGGAAAGACCACAAAAAAAAUCCCAGUUCGAAACUCAAAGGGAAGGGCAGGAAUCAAGACGUGGCAGUCAAGAUAUGAAAAGUAAGCCAUCACUGCAUGUCAGACAAGAAUCCAAAGUUCAGGAUUCCAAACAUGAAAAGGAAGAAUCAGAAGGUCUAGGAUUGGUGGAUGACAGUAAAAAAACAGAUGCUAAAGUUCAAGAACCUUCAGCAGUAACUGGCAUUGUUUCUGAUGAGAAAAUUGUCCGGGUGACUGGAAAAAGUGGAGCACAACUUAAAUGUUCAGGUCAGCAGACAAGUGAGAGUCUGUUCAAAGACUAUCUAAUAGAAUUAUAUGGUUCAGUUCCUAAACAGAAAAAAAGUCAAACCCCAGAGAGAACUGAGUUUCUGAGGGAAGGUCAAGAAUCAAAAGUAACAGCAGAAGCACAGCAGCACAUUGUGCAGGAAUCCAAAAAGAGCAUCCAAGAGGCAGUCUUGCCAGGAUCCAAAAAAGCCAGCCAACAGCUGGAAACCCAAGGUUCUAGAAAGAGUAUUCAAGAAUCAGAAGUAAGAGGAUCCAGAAAAGCAAGCCAACAGCUAGAAGCCCGAGAGUCUAGAAAGAGUAUCCAGGAGCCAGAGAUUACAGGGUCCAGGAAAGUCAGCCAAAAGCUGGAAGCACGAGAGCCUCGAAAGAGUCUCCAAGAGCCAGAGAUGACAGGAUCCAGAAAAGCCAGCCAACAGCUAGAAGCCCGAGAGUCUCGGAAGAGUCUCCAGGAGCCAGAGGUGCCAGGAUCCAGAAAAGCCAGUCAACAGCUAGAAGCCCGAGAGUCUCGAAAGAGUUUCCAGGAGCCAGAAAUGCCAGGGUCCAGAAAAGCCAGCCAACAGGUGGAAGCCCGAGAUUCUCGAAAGAGUCUCCAGGAGACUGUAGUGCCAGGAUCCAGAAAAGCCAGCCAACAGGUGCAAGCCCGAGAGUCUCGAAAGAGUCUCCAAGAGCCAGAGGUGACAGGAUCCAGAAAAGCCAGCCAACAGCUAGAAGCCCGAGAGUCUCGGAAGAGUCUCCAGGAGGCAGAGGUGCCAGAAUCCAGAAAAGCCAGCCAACAGCUGGAAGCCAAAGAAUCUAGAAAGAGUCUCCAAGAGGCAGAGGUGCCAGGGUCCAGAAAAGCCAGCCAACAGCUGGAAGCCCGAGAGUCUCGAAAGAGUCUCCAAGAGGCAGAGGUGCCAGGGUCCAGAAAAGCUAGUCAACAACUGGAAGCCCGAGAGUCUCAAAAGAGUCUCCAAGAGCCAGAGGCUCCAGGUUCCAAAAAAGCCAGCCAACAGCUGGAAGCCAAAGAAUCUAGAAAGAGUCUCCAGGAGGCAGAGGUUCCAGGUUCCAGAAAAGCCAGCCAACAGCUGGAAGCCAAAGAAUCUAGAAAGAGUCUCCAGGAGGCAGAGGUGCCAGGGUCCAGAAAAGCUAGUCAACAACUGGAAGCCCGAGAGUCUCAAAAGAGUCUCCAAGAGCCAGAGGCUCCAGGUUCCAAGAAAGCCAGCCAACAGCUGGAAGCCAAAGAAUCUAGAAAGAGUCUCCAGGAGGCAGAGGUUCCAGGUUCCAGAAAAGCUAGCCAACAGGUGGAAGCCCAAGAGUCUCGAAAGAGUCUCCAGGAGGCAGAGGUGCCAGGGUCCAGAAAAGCCAGCCAACAGGUGGAAGCCCAAGAGUCUCGAAAGAAUCUCCAGGAGGCAGAGGUGCCAGGGUCCAGAAAAGCCAGCCAACAGCUGGAAGCCCGAGAGUCUAGAAAGAGUCUCCAGGAGGCAGAGGUGCCAGGGUCCAGAAAAGCCAGCCAACAACUGGAAGCCCGAGAAUCUCGGAAGAGUCUCCAGGAGCCAGAGGUGCCAGGAUCCAGAAAAGCUAGCCAGCAAAUGAUAGCCCGAGAGUCUAGAAAGAGUCUCCAAGAGCCAGAGGUGACAGGAUCCAGAAAAGCCAGCCAACAGCUAGAAGCCCGAGCAUCUCGGAAGAGUCUCCAGGAGCCAGAGGUGCCAGGAUCCAGAAAAGCUAGCCAGCAACUUAUAGCCCGAGAGUCUAGAAAGAGUCUCCAAGAGCCAGAAGUUCCAGAAUUGGAAAAGAUUAGCCAGCAGCUGGAAGCCCAAGAGUCUCGAAAGAGUCUCCAAGAGGCAGAGGUGAUAGGAUCCAGAAAAGCCAGCCAACAGCUAGAAGCCCAAGAAUCUCGGAAGAGUCUCCAGGAGCCAGAGGUGCCAGGAUCCAGAAAAGCUAGCCAGCAACUGAUAGCCCGAGAGUCUAGAAAGAGUCUCCAAGAGCCAGAAGUUCCAGAAUUGGAAAAGAUUAGCCAGCAGCUGGAAGCACAAGAAUCUCGAAAGAGUCUCCAAGAGGCAGAGGUUCCAGGUUCCAGAAAAGCCAGCCAACAGCUGGAAGCCCGAGAAUCUAGAAAGAGUCUUCAGGAGCCAGAGAUGCCAGCUUCCAGAAAAGCUAGCCAACAGCUGGAAGCACAAGAGUCUCAAAAGAAUAUCCAGGAGCCUGAGGUUCCAGGAUCCAGAAAAGCUAGCCAGCAACUGGAAGCCCGAGAGUCUAGAAAGAGUCUCCAAGAGCCAGAAGUUCCAGGAAUGGAAAAGGUUAGCCAGCAGCUGGAAGCAGAAGAGUCUCAAAAGAGUCUCCAAGAGCCAGAGGUUCCAGGAUCCAUAAAAGUUACACAGAAGCAAUCACAAGAGAGUAGACAAUUGUAUAUGGCUGAUGUGACAGAACAAGUAGGUGCCUCUGAAAGCCAAGCAACUCUACAAAGCUUCACUGAUCAUUUAAAUAGGGAGAACAAAGGGUUGCAGACAUGCAGCAUAAUUUCUAUAGAAGAUGGGAUGUGGCUAAACAGAAAAACAGGCAAGGUUUUAGUAAGUCAUACUCAACAAACUGAAAUUACUUCACGUUGGCCUCCUAAUAAAAGAGCAACAGAAAGUGAAAAAAUGGCAGAUAUAACACUACAGACUAUAUGA
Ahaetulla prasina is the source of this 4257-nucleotide messenger RNA. Its product is annotated as neurofilament heavy polypeptide-like. The record is from RefSeq and is a predicted model, not a curated record. The coding region runs from base 1 to 4257 and encodes 1418 amino acids. Lineage: Eukaryota; Metazoa; Chordata; Lepidosauria; Squamata; Colubridae. The transcript has a single exon.